Messenger RNA from Leptonychotes weddellii (Weddell seal), 1630 nucleotides. NCBI's taxonomy places the organism in Eukaryota, Metazoa, Chordata, Mammalia, Carnivora, Phocidae. The record is from RefSeq and is a predicted model, not a curated record.
AUCAAUGAACUGAGCCAUGUUCAAAUCCCUGUUAUGUUGAUGCCGGAUGACUUCAAAGCCUAUUCAAAGAUAAAGGUGGACAAUCACCUUUUUAACAAAGAAAAUAUGCCGAGCCACUUCAAGUUUAAGGAAUACUGCCCGAUGGUUUUCCGUAACCUGCGGGAGAGGUUUGGCAUCGAUGAUCAGGAUUUCCAGUAUAUAGUAGAAUGUCAUGGGAUCACCCUUCUUCCCCAGUUCUUGGGCAUGUACCGGCUUAAUGUUGAUGGAGUUGAAAUCUACGUGAUUGUUACAAGAAAUGUGUUCAGCCACCGUUUAUCUGUAUAUAGGAAAUACGACUUAAAGGGCUCUACCGUGGCUAGAGAAGCCAGCGACAAGGAAAAGGCCAAAGAACUACCGACUUUAAAGGAUAAUGAUUUCAUCAAUGAGGGCCAAAAGAUUUAUAUUGAUGACAACAACAAAAAGGUGUUCCUGGAAAAACUGAAAAAGGAUGUUGAGGUAAGAAAAAAUCAGCAUCAAGGACAGCCCCAUCGUAGAAAUGUCACCACUCUUGAUUUUUAGAAGCGUCUUCAACGGUCCAUUUAAAUCUGCAACCAAGGCAAAAAUACGUAUUGUACCUUAUGAAAAUCACAUCUAAACAGGUGCAUCUCCUGUGUGACCUGGUUUAGGAAAGAAGUGUGCUGCUUCGGCAGGCAGCUCCUUCCUCUAGAUGACAGACCAAGGAAAGCACCUGAUGUCAUCUGCGGGGCGUCCCCACCCUCAGCUUGCCACGUUCUUGGUCGGUGGGGAGCCUGUGCGGUGGCAACCUGCUCACGGACUGCCCGCAGCAACCAGACGGAGGGUGACGCCGAGCGAUGACAUUCUGUCACACAGCAAAGCGUUUCAAAAACAAGUGUUUAGUAACUAUUUGAAUUUGGGGUUUUCUUCAUCUGAACCACAUCUCGGUGUUAGUAGACAGAGCCCCGGUCACCUGGUGCUUUAACAUUUCCACCAGCCUCUGUGAAAGUGGUGUCAUCAGGCCACCAAGCCAUACGUGUGGUGGGGACAGCACCAAGGCUGGUCGUCACCCCAGCGUCAUGGGGGAUGGUUGUGACACAAAAUACUGUGUGACAGUGGGCUUUUCGUCUCUCGUGAGGGAGGCUGUUUUGCUUAACUGUUAUUUUAAGAAUUAAAAAUAUACUCUUCCCUAUCCUUUUGUUGAUUUUAAAGGCAUCACAGCCUUGUUGGACUUCCUUUUGUGAGUCCUUUGGAAAUUAAUUCGGGGGGAAAAACAGAUUUUCUUGAGAUUCGUUAGGUUUACAAGACCCUGCAAAGAGAAUUCUAAUGUAGACGGUUACUGGACAAAGUUUUUCUGAGCUGUUACUUUCCUUCAUCUGUAUGUGUGAGUAUGGUAUACUUCUUUAAAAUUUUUUUACUUUGAAAUACAGUUCCUCCCACACCAGUACAGCUCUGCUACUUACAGGCUUUAGGGGAAAGUUUUCCUCUUCAUGUCAUUAAAUAAAAAUAAUUAGAAUGGUUCAAGCCAAAGAAUGAGUGUCUUGCAUUUGAAUGUAUCCCCCGUGAGGGCAGAGCAGUUUCAGUUUCCUUUUUCCUGUUCUGACGUCUCUUUCAUUGUAAGACACCCAGACUGACC